Messenger RNA from Ambispora gerdemannii, 945 nucleotides. The record is from the annotation of a GenBank genome assembly. NCBI's taxonomy places the organism in Eukaryota, Fungi, Glomeromycota, Glomeromycetes, Archaeosporales, Ambisporaceae.
AUGCCAAUACUAUUUCGCGAAAUUAAAGAUCAUACGCUUAAACCGAACAAUAGUGGUAGGAUAAUAACUUUUAUCGAAACUUCUGCAAAGAAUAAUGAUGGAUCGCCCAUAAUUUUCGAAGCAAAUCAACAUGUUUCGAGGUCAAAUUCUUUAUUAAUGGAAUUACCGACGCAUCAUACAAUCACAACAAAUGAUAUUAAUAAAAAUAUUCUAAUUCCGUCUAUAACUACUUCUUUGAUCACGUCUUCUAAUACAAACUCGCAAAAUAAUAGUUACUAUGAAGAUGGCUGUCUGCCAGUGCCAAACAAAAAGAAAAACACGUCAUCAAGUGCUCCAACCUCACCAACUUCAUCAACCUCUCCAUCCCCAAAACGGCAUCCACCUGACUCUUUAUUGAUCAAUGAGAAUAAUAAUAUAGAAAAUAAAAAAGAGAAAAAAGCAUCGCGACAUAAAAGUUUUAUAAUUUCCACGCAACAGCACUUCGCAAAUAUGUUUCGUCGUCGUAAAAGAUCCUCAUCGUGUGGUCAGAUUUCUAUUAAUCUUGAACCUGUAAUAAUUGAUGACAGUUAUAUAAUGCAACAACUACAAGAACAAAAAUACUCGGAUCCUGAAGAAGAGUUUAGCGAUGAAAAUGAAGAUUGGGAUAUUCCCGAUUCAUUACGAGAAAUUGAUUUUGCUGAUGGAUUACAAAUAGUUGAAUAUGAUGGGAUAUUAAUAAACGAUAAUUCUCAAAUUUUUCCCAAAAUUGAAUUCGAUUCCCAUAAACCAAAUUCUUCUAUAUUACCAGAAUUUCCAAAUACUAUAGCCGACUCCAAGAACAACUCUAACCAUCUUGCUCUCCCCGUGACUUUGCCACUUCCUGUUUCAACUAUAAUGAUAAAUCAAGAGCAAAGUGUAUUACCAGAAGAGAUUUCCGAAACACAUGAGUCAUUUUUCGAUGAUUAG